This is a messenger RNA of Daphnia pulicaria, 1566 nucleotides long. RefSeq lists its product as uncharacterized. Lineage: Eukaryota; Metazoa; Arthropoda; Branchiopoda; Diplostraca; Daphniidae. The record is from RefSeq and is a predicted model, not a curated record. The coding region runs from base 1 to 1566 and encodes 521 amino acids. Gene Ontology annotation, molecular function: catalytic activity. The transcript has a single exon.
AUGGUUCCUGGUGGAUUUUCGUUCAUCCAAAUGCCUCGACCUAGCUCCCGGCGCGGUGGUGGCGUCGCUGUCGUCUUCAAGUCAACUAUUGCUGCCACUCUUGUUGCCGACUCGCAAGCUUACGAUUCGUUUGAGUACAUGGACGUUCGUCUCAAGUUUGGCACUCGAACCCUACGCCUGUUAGUUGUCUACCGUCCACCGAAGCGCUCGGAAAGUGAUUUCCUCCGCGAUUUCUCCUGUGUUCUAGAGAUACUUUUAGUUACCCGCGAUGACGUGCUGAUUGUUGGCGAUUUCAAUCUUCACGUUGAUGACGAACACGACCAGUAUGGUCGUUCAUUCAUGUCUCUCAUUGACUCAUGUGGUCUGCAACAGCACGUUGUUGGCCCCACCCAUGAGCGUAGUGCCACGCACAAGCGCCACACUCUUGAUCUCGUCCUGUCUCGUCAGCGCAAUCAUCUCGUCUCCAAAGUGUGUGUCGGUCCCCGCGUUAUCAGCGAUCACCAUCCAGUGUGGUGUGUGCUCGACCUUCAUCCUCCUCGGUGGCUCACCAAGAAGCUCCUGACUCGCUCGCUGAAAUCUAUCGAUUGCGAUAAAUUUGCAACUGCGAUCGCCAACCUGCCUCUUCUCUCUGCGCCUUCCGACAACCUCGACGGACUUGUUGAGCAAUACAACAAUGGUUUACGUGCAGUGCUUGAUCUUCAUGCUCCUGUCCGGACCCGAACUGUAACUCUUCGGCCUGUCAACCGCUGGAUGACGACUGAGAUUCUCGAUACUAAGACGAAGCUUCGUCAUUUUGAGCGCUGUUGGCGUUCUCGGCAACUAGCGAUUGAUUUUGAAAUUUUCCAGACUCAUCUGCUCGCCUACUCUGAGAUGUUCAAGGCUGCUCGAACUCUUUUUUUCUCCAACGAAGUCCGUCAGUGUCGAGGUGACCUGCGCGCAUUAUAUCGUCUCGUCGGCGACCUCAUGGGUUCAACGACCAAGCCAUCACUUCCCACUCGCUCGAGUGACCAAGAAGUUGCAGACGACCUGAACCAGUUUUUCUGCUCCAAGGUCUCUGCUCUCACAUCGCGCUUUCACUCCGACACUGAUUCUCCUCGCUGCUCACCGCGACCAGCUACCAGCUCCUUCGUCUCCACUCAUGGAUACGACAUGCAGUUAAUCCGCUUUGUCCCGGUUUUGAGUGACGAUGUUACCAAACUCAUCAACUCUUCCAAAACGACGUCUUGCAGCCUUGAUCCUCUUCCCACACAACUGGUGAAAAAAUUUGUCCACCUUCUCGCCGGUCCGAUUUCUCUCAUCAUCAACUUAUCCAUCACUACUGGCUGCUUUCCUUCCACCUUAAAGCAUGCCGUCAUCACACCCCUCAUCAAGAAGCCUGGACUCGACCCUGAGGAUCUCGCCAACCAUCGAGCGAUUGCUGGACUCUCCUUUCUUUCGAAGUUGAUUGAACGUGUAGUCCACCGCCAACAAAUUACUCCACUGAGACUGCGCUUCUUGGACUCUACAAUGACCUUCUCUGCACUGUCGAUGCCGGCCAGGCCACUGCCGUCUGCUUCCUUGAUCUGA